Pelobates cultripes (western spadefoot toad) is the source of this 402-nucleotide messenger RNA. NCBI's taxonomy places the organism in Eukaryota, Metazoa, Chordata, Amphibia, Anura, Pelobatidae. The record is from the annotation of a GenBank genome assembly.
AUGGACAAAAACCAACAUAAAACCCAUCUAACAAAAUCUGCGCCUCCCUACGCUUGGAGUACUGGUCGAGCCACGGGCCCAUCCUUACUACACUACCGGCGUCCUCCGCUAUUGGUACGUCCUCUCUAUGCAACUGACCUGCAACUGACGCAGCUGCCCUUUUUUCGCACUUUUAACCGAGUCCAACAAGCAAAGAAAUUGAACCAGUACGCCCUCAAAUUAGGUGUAAGAACCUCAACAACGCUUGCGCCUUAUCCGGAAAAAGCCAUAACAAAAGGCUUGCAAAAAUGGAGAACCCCUGAAGCCAGUUGCCAAAGUUAUGGGGCAGCUACUUGCCCUUUUCCCCAUCUGACAAGUCACCUCGCCACGGCCUAUCCACUAAUUCCCUAUCUGGGGAACUAG